Molecule: messenger RNA, 1221 nt
Organism: Eimeria maxima
Lineage: Eukaryota; Apicomplexa; Conoidasida; Eucoccidiorida; Eimeriidae
Exons: 4
Coding region: 1-1221 (406 amino acids)
Source: RefSeq, a predicted model, not a curated record
AUGUCUGCCUAUAAGAGUACAAACCCUCAGGGUUUAGGCGAGGGUUUAGGCGAGGGUUUAGGCAAGGGUUUGCUGCGUUGGGGUGUAUCGACUGUCUCCUCACAGGGAGACACAGCAGCAGCAAAGGAUACACCAAGGGAGGAGACAGCAGCAGCAACAGCAGCAGCAGCAGAAGCAGAAGCAGAAGUAAUACCAGGAGAGGAGGAGGAGACAGCAGCAGCAGCAGCAGCAGCAGCAGCAGCAAAACGGCAGCUGUCUGAUCACUAUAGGGGACAAAGAGACACAUCAGGAGAAGCAACAGACACUUCUGCUGCUGCUGCUGCUCCUGCUCCUGCUGCUGCUGCUGCUGCUAGUAGGGGAGCUGCUGCUCCUGCUGUCCCUCAAGUGUUGCUGCAGGCUGCUGCUGAUGAUUAUCAUUAUACCCCAGAGAAACAGCAGCAGCAACUUGAGCAAUGGAUAAAGCAGCAGCAGCAGCAGCGUCAGCAGCAGCAGCAGCAGCAGCAGCAGCAGCAGCAGCAGCAAGGCAUAGCAGCAGAUACAGCAAAGAAGAAUAUUUGUUACACUCGUUUCCAAGUAGGGAUCGGUUGGAUCCGUGGAUUGGAGACGUCUCCCCAUCCAGCAAGAGGAGUCCUUCCUCGUCCUGAGUUACUAACAGGUAUAACAGAGACAGGAGCAGCAGGAGCAGCAGCAGCAGCAGGAGCAGCAGCAGGCUGCAUAUCUAGCUGCCUGCUGCUCUCCUGUGUCCUAUGGGGGCCCCUAGAGGACCCCCUUGAGGUCUUCUCGAUCUUCCAGGGGGCCCACUGGUUACCUGCAUGGGGGAAAAGGGUUACAGCACCAGUGUGUACAAGACCUAGCGAGGAGCCUAAUGCCUUAGGGAAGGAUGACGCAAUUGUGCAGCAAGAAUUGGAGAUCUAUUUGUCUCCUUCUAUAGCAAAAAAAUUAAAUACGGAGACACCAGCAGCAGCAGCAGCAGCAGCAGCAGCAGGAGGAGGAGGAGGAGGAAAAGGACAACAAAAAGGAGGAGGAGGAGCAGCAGCAGCAGCAGCAGCAGGUAAUAAGGAGGAUGAUGAUCCCCCUCUUGCUUUUUUAUCUGUUAUACAUAUAACAAAGAAGAAAGUACAUGAGCAGCAGCACAGCAGCAGCAGCAGCAGCAGCAGCACGCUGCUGCGUCCCCCUACUAAUGUAAUUAGUAAUGAGGAGACACCAAUAGCCUAUGACUAA